Messenger RNA from Adineta ricciae, 924 nucleotides. Lineage: Eukaryota; Metazoa; Rotifera; Eurotatoria; Adinetida; Adinetidae. The record is from the annotation of a GenBank genome assembly.
AUGUUGAUCUUACACUGUCUUUUUAUCUUAACCAUUAUUCCAUCUGUUACUCUCUUUGGUCAGCCGUUAUUCACUAAUCAAAUUAUUGAUACAUUAACACGAGCUUUGCAGUUCUUCUCUUCACAUGUUCAUGAAGUCAAUCUUGAUGCAGGUAUCGGUACACGUAUGGCUGCCGAUCAAUUACGAUCUUAUACAAUGUGUCGACAUUGUCAAUCUGUUAAAGAUCUUGUUGAUUUAAGUGAGUAUGUCACGUGGAAAAUCGAUCAGUCGGUCCGUCAACGUCAACCGGAGUACUAUGCGAAAGUAUCAUUUCUGAUAAAGCCUGGCAUGUAUUCAAAUCUUGUACCGUUCAAAUACCGUCAAAAUAAAAACAAGAUUUCGAUUGAAGAGACAUGUUCAUCAUCGCCGUUCAUUGAAAAAUAUUCCGAUGAAUGUCUUCAUUCGUUGAUGAUUGGAAAAUGUAAUCAUACGGGCUCGUGUACACGAUUAAUGAGUGAUCCGUAUGCAUGUCGAUACUCACUUACACAUCAAAUAUUUUACUCGAUAAUUGUCAAGAAAUCGGCAUGUUUUGAGCAUCGGUUAUCAGCACGUCAAGAUCAUCGAUUAAUUUCGAAAAUGUUAUUAGAAAAUCAUCAGAUCGCUGCUGGACAUUUUCAAGAGACUGACCGCGACUUAUUUAUGGAACAAAUUGCCUUUGGUGGUUUAGUUGGAUGGAAGGAAUUCUUUGAGAGUGAAAGUUUCUUUCAGACAAUCAUCGAUUGGCAACAUCCAACUGAAGGUUGUUAUGGAAAUGAUACAAAUCCUUUGAUGAUUAAUAAGCGUGAGGAAAUGCAAAUGGCUCAACAUUGUCUUAGUCAUCGAACAAGUGUGGCAAUAGCUGCACUGUCGCAAAUGCUUCGAUAUCUGUUGUCUAGAGACAUCUAA